AAAAAUAAUACCGAUUUGACAACAGGAAUACAUAUUAUAAACCUGUUAAUAAUUUUCAACAAGGUGUUUUUGCCAACUGUAGAAUACAAUAUGGAUGAACUAAAUCACGUUUAAAUUGAUUUAUCCCGUAUGCAUGAAUAAGUAUUUUCCCUAUCCAUUGUGUUGACAGCACCUUGAUUCUCUCGUUUCCGUGUCGGUAAAAAGUGGGUGGGGUGCGCCAAUUAAGGAUAUCAAUUACCUAGACUGAAGUCCAGAAGUAUACAGAACACUGUAUAAGGGAUGCUUUCUCUUAUGGGUGUUGGUAUAAAAUGAUGUCCUUUAUGUACCGCAAGAAGAAAUACAAGUUUCAUGUGACCUUUGAACUUGAGGAGCUUUCAUCCGUGCCCUUUGUCAGUGGCAUCCUGUUUGUGAAGCUGCGAACCCUGGAAGGCGGCCAUUUUUCUGAUGUGUCUGAGAGAAAAGAAGUUCUCAACCACUGUGUCAAAUGGGACAGCAAGUAUGUGUUUGAGUGCAAGAUGACAGGCAGUGCCAACACAGGCAUCCUUGACCCAUGCAUCUUCAGGGCCUCGGUUAGAAGGGAGCUAAAGGGAGGCAAGUCGUAUCAAAAGCUGGGCUUUGCUGACAUCAACCUGGCUGAGUUUGCAGGCUCCGGGUCCCAGCAGAGGAAGUUCCUACUCGAGGGGUAUGACUCAAAGAACAGACAGGACAACUCCACACUGAAAGUCACCCUCACUGUGGCUCUCAAAUCUGGAGACCCAGUCUUUAAAGCGAUGACCCAGUCUCAGUUCCUGGUGCCUGAGGAGGAGCCCACAGAAAGUAGAGUUGUCUCCCUUGAGGAGGAGGGAAGUCUCGCAUCAAACAGCAGUGGCUUUGGCAGCUUGCCAAGGAAAGAUCGACCCAGUGUCAUCUCUAGAGAUGACUCUGAAAAAGAUUUUGAGAAGGGUCAUUCUAGAAAUUCAAGUUUCACCAGUCUUCACUCACGCAAUGGUUCGAAUUAUGGCUCAUUAACUCACAGCAGACAGAACAGCCAAGGAACCAGCACCUCUCAAGACCACCCUGCACAUACCAGAAGUCCCAGUGCUGGGUCCUCCCUGUCAGAGUUUGCCAAAGCAGAGAGGAGACGGAUUCAUGCCCAUACGUUGACCACUAUACAUAAGCUGGAGGAGACGUCAUUCAAAGAGCGUCGUGUCGACCAGACCCGUGUGGACGCAGAGGGCCUUGUGGAGGAGCUUCUCAAGUCCACUGAUCUCAAACCUCAGGAGCUUGAUGAAUCUUCAGGACUGCAACUGUUAGUUGGAAAGGAUGGCACGAUGGCCUUGAGAUGAGGCUAGCUAUGACUCUUAUUGCUCAUGUGUUGUGUGGCCUUUUUUAGUGCAAUGUUGCCUUUUAUUGGAGCUCAUGGACUGGUUGAGUUAAUACUGCUAAACUGUGUCACUGUUUACUCUGACCUUGUACACUUGAUGACAGCGUGACCUGCAUUGGACUUGUGGAACACCAAUUGUAGUGUUCAAUUGAGUGACUGUGAUGUACACUGAUGGUGUUCAAUCAAUAGUACCAGUAUGUUCGGUGUAAAGGCAAGCGUUGUGAACAAUGACCUCUUCUUAACUAGUGCUGAAGCUACUGGUGCAAGUCAACUGUGGCUUGUUGUCAACUGUGAUCACUAUAUGGCAUCUGCCAUUUGUACUUGAUUGUGGCACUUUUAUUUUUUAACUGUGCACUUUUUGGAAAUCAACUUGUUUAAUGUAAAUAUUGUUUAAGAUGCUAGCAUGUUACCUAUUUAUUUGCUAGUUUGUUGUUCAUUGUGCACAGGGAAAGAACAUGUCAUAUGAUGCAAGUUAAUACUCUUGAACAAUGUGCUGUGUAGUUCACGUGUUGGUUUUCAUGUAUUCAUGGAACUCAUAUGAAAGUAGCCGAUAUCCUUAGAGUUAGGAUAAAAAUACUUGAGAUAUGAACUUUUUCCCUAUUUAACUGUCAUUAUUUUAUCUAUCAAUUUUUUUGUUGCACUGCAUUUCAAAUUUAAGUAUAUGAAAUUUAAGAGCUCAUUGAUGUAAAAUAAUGAAAACAAAUUUGUACUGUAGAAGAAAAGAGACCUUUUGAAGUACGUGAAUAAUAUAAAUAAAUAAAAAGUUGUUCCUGUGAAUUAAAUUAGUUUGUUGUUUUAACCUUAGUGUUUGUCUAUUAUUAUCUCUAGUUUUUGAAGCCUCGUCUCAACAUUAUUAUGCUCUGAAAAGACAGAAUUCCAGCCUAUUGUAAUACUCCAGGUAGCUAUUUUCAUGAUUAUUUGUGUAAAAUGUACACGCAGUGUAAAGACACAUACUUUGAUAUUUCAGUACAUUAUAUUGACUGUUGUAUUAUUUGCUUGAUCAAAUCAUGUAGCUUACAGGUUUACUCUCAUUUAUAUUGACAAUGUCCCAAUUGUAUAAAUUUAUUUUAUAUUUUAUUUGAAUUUCUUAAUUCCAUUAUUUAGAAAAACUGAUUAUUUAGCAGACAAUUGUUUUUGUAUAAGCAUUGCUGCCUUAAUAUACUGGUUUAGUAAUAAAUAGGGAUAAAAAGGUUAACCGGUUAACCCAUCGAAACGAUCAGUUAACCGUUAAAACUGUUAGGAAAAGGUUAACAUGAUUAAAAAUUUUACUUUUUGUGGGCAACAUAUUGCCAACUUACGGUAGAGUCUAGUUAAAAAAACAGUCCACACCAACAAGGGUAAAAAAUAAUGUGUCAAAAAACACAUUUAUUAAGAAAUAACUGGCAGUAUUGUUUUGUUUUAUGCGCAAAACUUUAAUUUGCAAACUGUGGGGAGUGGGAGCUAUUGGCUUAGAAGUAUUAGACACAUUAUCGAACUUGGCAUCAAAAUAAGUUGAGACGUUGUACAGCUUAUUUUGAUGUUUUGUUAACCAAUAUCCAACGCUGAUUGCUCAUGAAAAAGUGUUUAUAAGUAACAAUUGUAUCAAGAUUAGCAUUCAUGGUUAAAAUCUUGACCAGGUGUUCAAGCAGAAUUUAAUGUUUUAUUAGUAAUUAACGUCCAUCACCACAGCCUUAGGCUAGUUUUAAUUAAGAAAGCAAAUAAAUUAAUAAUUUUACUAAUUUGGUUACAAAACAACAAUCAAAACAGAUUUUUGAAAUAAUCAUUAACUUUAUGUAAUUGUCAAGAAAAUUGAAACAAAAUGAAAAAAAAGAAACACAACAUACCAGUAGUUAUGAGGGAUACAACGCGAACGUAACAUAAGCAUCCCAGCCAAAAAUAAAAUAAUAACAAAUGAAAAUGAACAUAGUGCAUUACUUUUAACUUUUUGCUCAUAUGCUUUUAUGCAGGAAAAAUAAAUACAAAAUAUAUUAUACAUUUACAAAAUUAUAAAAGUAAACUUAAAAUACAUUUUUAUUAAGAAAUUGAUAUGGCUGCUUAUUUUAUCAACACAAGUGAACUUAAAUUAGAUUCUGAAGAGAGUACAUUUACGAGCAAUAUGACAUCUGUUUACGUUUACAAUACCAGUUUUACUUUUAAAGCUUGUUCAGUUAGCCGGUUGCAGUAAAAGGUUAACCGGUUAAUGUUUAUGUAACCUGUUGCAUCCCUAUACUGGUUUAGUAAUAAAUAUAUAUCUACUUUCUAUACAUCAUAAAUUAUAUCAAUUAUUUUACAUUUCCAUAAAUUAUACCCAAACCACAAAGUAGCCAAAAAGUGGCUUGACAAAUUAUUCAUAGAUGAUUCAGCAUUCAACAUUCAAACUAAAAUUGUUCAGCACGGGCAACAUUGUUGUCAUCUUAUGUUCAAAAUUGCACAAGUUUUUUUAACUAACAAAUACUUUUUUAAUAUGAUAUUAACAAACUUUGUAGAAAUAGUACUCCUUCACUUUCUAACUUACAUUAGAACUUGCUAGCAUUGUUCCUUAUAUUAUUUAGUUCUGAAUUUCUGUGUGAUGACUACUAAGACUACAACUUUCUACAUUUAUACCAUGCGUCUAUCAGGGGGUAUUCAGCACUACUACUAGCUUAAGUUCAAUAACAGGCAAGGCAGAAAUGUUGUCCAACAAUAUAGUUGCUACACCAUGGUUUGACCUGGGGUCAAAUUUUAGGGAGAAGUCACUUGCUUACUUAACUAAAACAGUCCUGAUAUUUAUGAUUCUCUUAAACAUAAGGAUUUCCGAAAAUGCUGAUUUAUGUUAUGUAUUACUUUGUUUCACAUUUUUCGAUGUCCAGGUCUGUUUUCUAUAGUUCUUCAUUCUGUGUGUAUAUACCAUUCUAUGUGGUACUCCUGGAGACUGGAGUCAUGUUCUAUACACACAGCUGUACUGACAACCUCUCUCCUGGUCACUGGAGUCAUGUUCUAUACACACAGCUGUACUGACAACCUCUCCUGGAGACUGGAGUCCUGUUCUAUACACACAGCUGUACUGACAACUUUCGCCUGGAGACUGGAGUCAUGUUCUAUACACACAGCUGUACUGACAACCUCUCCUGGAGACUGUAGUCCUGUUCUAUACACACAGCUGUACUGACAACUUUCGCCUGGAGACUGGAGUCAUGUUCUAUACACACAGCUGUACUGACAACCACUCUCCUGGAGACUGGAGUCACGUUCUAUACACACAGCUGUACUGACAACUUUCUCCUGGAGACUGGAGUCAUGUUCUAUACACACAGCUGUACUGACAACUUUCUCCUGGAGACUGGAGUUGUGUCCUAUACACACAGCUGUACUGACAACUUUCUCCUGGAUACUGGAGUCGUAUACACACAGCUGUACUGACAACCACUCUCCUGGAGACUGGAGUCACGUUCUAUACACACAGCUGUACGGACAACCACUCUCCUGGAGACUGGAGUCAUGUUCUAUACACACAGCUGAACUGACAACCACUCUCCUGGAGACUGGAGUCAUGUUCUAUACUAACAGCUGUACUGACAACCUCUCUCACUCUUAUGCUGAUAGAUGUCCUGCUAUAUGAAUGUCUUGAACCGUUCAGAGUGUUUAUAGUCUGGUUUUGUACCCAUAUAGGAAGUAUAUGUGCCUGCUUUUAGUAACCUAUUGUUUACAAUAUAUGUGUAUAGUUUCUAACUAUCACUGUGUACAUAGUUUCUAUCAGUUAGCCAUGUUGGUCCUGUACAAGUUAUACUACAUCUGCACUUGUUUUGUUGUAAAUGAUAAAAAGGUUGUGUUUUGACAUCAACUGUUUUACAACUUUUGUUAAAUCUGUUUAUAAACCUUAUGUUUUGUGUGUUUUGGAGACUCAUGUACGUAUGAUUUUGGUACAUGCAGUACAAAUUUAAUGUUUGCUUAUUGCAUUUCAUAAAACUGAUAUACAUGUUCAGGUAUAUUACAAUUAUCGUAGCAUGUAUGUUAAAUGCUGCUGAUAUUUGGAUGCUGCUCGGCUGUAUGACUAACAGGUCAUGUACUUGUGGGCACUGGAUGCUGACUGUGCUGUAUGACUAACCGGUCAUGUACAUGUUGGGCACUGGACACUGCAUGAGCUGUAUGACUAACUGGUCAUGUACUUGUGGGCACUGGGUGCUGCUUGUGCUGUAUGACUAACCGGUCAUGUACUUGUGGGCACUGGGUGCUGCCUGUCCUGUAUGACUAACCGGUCAUGUACUUGUGGGCACUGGAUGCUGCUUGUGCUUUAUGACUAACCGGUCAUGUACUUGUGGGCACUGGGUGCUGCUUGUGCUGUAUGACUAACCGGUCAUGUACUUGUGGGCACUGGGUGCUGCCUGUCCUGCAUGACUAAGUGGUCAUGUACUUGUGGGCACUGGUUGCUGCUUGUGCUGUAUAACUAACCGGUCAUGUACUUGUGGGCACUGGGUGCUGCCUGUCCUGCAUGACUAACUGGUCAUGUACUUGUGGGCACUGGGUGCUGCUUGUGCUGUAUGACUAACCGGUCAUGUACUUGUGGGCACUGGGUGCUGCCUGUCCUGCAUGACUAACUGGUCAUGUACUUGUGGGCCCUGGGUGCUGCUUGUGCUGUAUGACUAACCGGUCAUGUACUUGUGGGCACUGGAUGCUGCUUGUGCUGCAUGACUAACUGGUCAUGUACUUGUGGGCACUGGGUGCUGCGUAUCCUGUAUGACUAACUGGUCAUGUACUUGUGGGCACUGGGUGCUGCUUGUGCUGCAUGACUAACUGGUCAUGUACUUGUGGGCACUGGGUGCUGCUUGUGCUGCAUGACUAACUGGUCAUGUACUUGUGGGCACUGGAUGCUGCUUGUGCUGCAUGACUAACCGGUCAUAUACUUGUGGGCACUGGAUGCUGCUUGUGCUGCAUGACUAACUGGUCAUGUACUUGUGGGCACUGGGUGCUGCGUAUCCUGUAUGACUUACUGGUCAUGUACUUGUGGGCACUGGGUGCUGCUUGUGCUGCAUGACUAACUGGUCAUGUACUUGUGGGCACUGGGUGCUGCUUGUGCUGCAUGACUAACUGGUCAUGUACUUGUGGGCACUGGAUGCUGCUUGUGCUGCAUGACUAACCGGUCAUGUACUUGUGGGCACUGGAUGCUGCUUGUGCUGCAUGACUAACUGGUCAUAUACUUGUGGGCACUGGGUGCUGCAUGACUAACUGGUCAUGUACUUGUGGGCACUGGGUGCUGCUUGUGCUGCAUGACUAACUGGUCAUUACUUGUGGGCACUGGGUGCUGCAUGACUAUCUGGUCAUGUACUUGUGGGCACUGGGUGCUGCCUGUCCUGCAUGACUAACCAGUCAUGUACUUGUGGGCACUGGAUGCUGCUUGUGCUGUAUGACUAACUGGUCAUGUACUUGUGGGCACUGGAUGCUGCCUGUCCUGUAUGACUAAUCGGUCAUGUACUUGUGGGCACUGGAUGCUGCUUGUGCUUUAUGACUAACAGGUCAUGUGCUUGUGGGCACUGGGUGCUGCUUGUGCUGUAUGACUAACUGGUCAUGUACUUGUGGGCACUGGGUGCUGCCUGUCCUGCAUGACUAACUGGUCAUGUACUUGUGGGAACUGGGUGCUGCCUGUCUUGCAUGAGUAACCGGUCAUGUACUUGUGGGCACUGGGUGCUGCUUGUGCUGUAUGACUUACUGGUCAUGUACUUGUGGGCACUGGGUGCUGCCUGUCCUGUAUGACUAACCGGUCAUGUACUUGUGGGCACUGGAUGCUGCUUGAGCUGUAUGACUAACUGGUCAUGUACUUAUGGGCACUGGAUGCUACCUGUCCUGCAUGACUAACCGGUCAUGUACUUGUGGGCACUGGGUGCUGCCUGUCCUGCAUGACUAGACGGUCAUGUACUUGUGGGCUCUGGGUGCUGCCUGUCCUGCAUGACUAACCGGUCAUGUACUUGUGGGCACUGGGUGCUGCCUGUCCUACAUGACUAACCGGCCAUGUACUUGUGGGCACUGGGUGCUGCGUAUCCUGCAUGACUAACCGGUCAUGUACUUGUGGGCACUGGAUGCUGCUUGUGCUGUAUGACUAACCGGUCAUGUACUUGUGGGCACUGGGUGCUGCUUCUUCUGUAUGACUAACCGGUCAUGUACUUGUGGGCACUGGAUGCUGACUGUGCUGUAUGACUAACUGGUCAUGUACUUGUGGGCACUGGAUGCUGCCUGUGCUGUAUGACUAACCGGUCAUGUACUUGUUGGCACUGUAUGACUAACCAGUCAUGUACUUGUGGGCACUGUAUGACUAACUGGUCAUGUACUUGUGGGCACUGGAUGCUGCCUGUGCUGUAUGACUAACCGGUCAUGUACUUGUUGGCACUGUAUGACUAACCAGUCAUGUACUUGUGGGCACUGUAUGACUAACUGGUCAUGUACUUGUGGGCACUGUAUGACUAACUGGUCAUGUACUUGUGGGCACUGGAUGCUGCCUGUGCUGUAUGACUAACCGGUCAUGUACUUGUUGGCACUGUAUGACUAACCAGUCAUGUACUUGUGGGCACUGUAUGACUAACUGGUCAUGUACUUGUGGGCACUGUAUGACUAACUGGUCAUGUACUUGUGGGCACUGGGUGCUGCCUGUGCUUUCUCGACUGUGAUUCUUUUCUACUGUUCUCUAACUUGCUGUGUUUCUCAUUAUGUUUUCAUUUUAACAUUGUUCAUGACAUUAUUAUUGUUUUAUGUUAUUUUUUAUUUCAAAACUUUUAAAAGCCUAAAGCAUGCUUUGAGACUGUGACUUGGGUAAUGAACAUUGAAUUUAAAUUUAAUGUAAACCUGUUGACAUAUUAGAGCACACUGGGCUGGAAAUCAUUGAUGUUAUGGCAGCAAUUAAAUAUGCAAGGAUAUGUACAUAAUACAUCAUCAUACAAUAUCUGCUUUAUAAGGUUUGCUUGAUCCAAAUGUUGUAUAAUAAAUGUUUGAGAGUUAUACAGAUAUCAAGUAGAAGAUGCUUUUGAUUUCACUCAUCUUUUUUAACCCUACAGACAUCUGCUAUUAUAUAAUCAAUAGUUUUACAUUAGAAUUAGUUUGUUUGUUUUCAGGGUAAUACCAUGCAAUAUUUUUCUCAGUAAAGUGAGAAACGAAAUCCAGAGCGCUUGCACAAAUUAAAGUUUGUACAUUUUUUCACCUUACUGAGAAAAUAUAAAGAGUAUUUCUCUGAAAGAAAAAAACACUUUUUGUUCAUUACUUUCCAUAUUUGUAAAAUUUUUGAUUUUUUUUUAUGCCUGUAAUAAAUGUCUCGUUGAUGUGUACUUUAGUAAUUGGGUUAAGAAAUGAACAUUCCAGCCCCAUUUUGAUUUUAAUUAAUAUUUGGAUUUCAACUUAUAUUUUAGGGCUGCUAGAGGCCUUAUUGAAGUGCAUAAUGACGUCUUAUUUCUUAGUUCUUUUGACUCCGCAGAAACAAGGUAUACAUGAAUCUAUACAAAAACAAUAGUACUGAAAGGCUCACACAAAAUGGUAACCUAGGUUGGUUUUUUAGAACAAAGUGAACACACAAAUAAUACACUAAUGUUAAAGAUACCACAAUGUUUGCCCUUUCAGCAUGAAACUUGCUCUUAAUAUUUGUAAUACAACAUUUUUGAUGAGUUCUUAAAUGGUUCUUGAAACUUCGCAAAAGCUUAUCAAACCAGUCAAGUUCCUUGGAGUCUCAGAAUAGCUACCUAGGGCAUUUGGUGUCUCAUAUAUAUUAAGAAUACUCUUGAAAACCCAUGUAUGUUUGACCUGUGUGUGUUCUGUGACUGCCCUUUGAAGGCUGGUGUAUUGUUUACCUGAAACAACAAACUAUACUUCUAAUGCAUCAGCAAUCUUAGCUAUGGCAACGGCAUUAAUUAUGUAAAAUGCUGUAAACGCUUUUGAAGUCACUUGUUUUUGUUUGAUUUUCAUAAAGUUAUUUUGGGAGCUUCAUAUGUUUAUUUCUGGUUUGCUAAAUUCUAUGGUUGUAAGUUUUUGUCAUGUGUGGGCAUUAAUUUUAUGUUGAUAUAGUGCAAUUGCAAGAAAGAGUAUUGCUGUAUUAUUGGUCAACAAACCAAGACAUUAUGAAAUUACUGACAUGCAUUACCUUCUCUGCUAUUUAUUGCCAGUAUCCUGUAUAAUUAAUUGUAUAGAUUACCGUAUUUAAAGUAGAUAUAUUGUAUAUUUGCAUGUGUCAACAGUUUAUAUUAGCAUUAAGACUAUGUUUACUUUCCAAUUUGCGUUUCUCUACCCGCACAAAUCUUGUUUAUGGAUACAUACUGGGAACACUGUCGGUCAUUGCGAUUUUUGGUCGGUUGGUUAGUUGGUCUGUCACGCUUUACAUAUGUCGUUAACUCAUCUUUCAGUUUUCUGCCCAUCAGCAUGGAACUUAGAUACAAAAUACAUGGUCUUUGGUAUGUGAUCAAUGUGAAGGAGCUAACAAGAAAAAAUUUAGAUUAAUUUUACGAAAUAAUGAAGUUUUUCCACUUUUGUAUGAGGUUUUGCGAGCGUAUGUGUCAUUUUUUAAAUGAUUUACAAUGAUGUAAAGAAUUGUAUAUUAUUCUGUAACAUAGUAUAACACAUUUUAUUUAUUUUACUAGUUUUGUAUUGCUGGGAUAACAUUUAAAUAAACAAAUGAAAUACGA
Dreissena polymorpha is the source of this 9972-nucleotide messenger RNA. Its product is annotated as protein FAM102A-like. The transcript has 11 exons. Lineage: Eukaryota; Metazoa; Mollusca; Bivalvia; Myida; Dreissenidae. The record is from RefSeq and is a predicted model, not a curated record. Bases 309 to 1325 code for a protein of 338 amino acids.